AUGCUCACACGAGCUGCUCGUCGAAAGCAUGCGCUCCUCUACUUUCAACGAGCCGCCGAAAGGAUCCAGUUACCAUGGCUGUGUCCGGCUCUUUCACAAUCCAAUUAUACUCCUCACCAACGUCGUUCCAUAACAUCUCGACCGUCGAUAUCCCGCUCAAAAACUUUGCCUGCGCGGAUAAACCAGGCUCGACAUCUUGCCUCUCCAGCCGCCGCUCCUGAAACCUUCGAUCGAAGUGAUGACUACAUUCCCUUCGUCUAUGCUCAUUCAGACUACCCAACCUCUGACCACCCCAUUCAACGAAAUGCUGGGGAUCUAUCUCCUUUCGACCUUUCACAAAUCCUUAUGCUCGAGAACGCCGCAGACCUCGCACAUGACCACAACGACCCCAGCCAUGCCACGGGAACGAGUUUACGAAAGAACACCGAUGAGAUUGAGGCUACAUUGGAUGCCUGUCUACAAGUGCAUCGGUGGGAUCGAGCAUUCACCCUCCUGUCACAGUUAGCACUCUGUUGUCAAAACAAUCCCUCCAGGCUGCGGAACUCCUUCAACCGAGUGCUCGCCGCAAUGAUCGAUGAUUUUGUCCGGAACCGAAAUCAUGAGCACGAAUCACGAAUCAACAACUGGGUCGAAGUACAUAUGAGGCAAGCCGGCGUGGAGCCUGAUGCGCAGACGUUUGCGUUGAAGAUAAAAGUGGCCUUGGAUUCAUUGGUCGGCGGAAAGCGUGAUCGCACCGUACGGAGAUAUUGGGAAAUGACACAAAAGUAUGGUUUAGAAAGCAGAGUGCUGAGUUUAAGAGAGAUCCUCGACGAUCGCGACUUGGGACGACUAUCUCAAAUCUGCCCGCUGGAAGUGAAGACGUUUCAAGCUGAAGAGUCCGCUCGCAGCUUGUCGGCACAGCCCCAUGUACCAUCAUCUACGGCCAAAGAACAGUUUCAUGUUCGAGAAACCGAGCAAAAGGGCUUGGGCUUGACCUCACUCAGGAAAUCGUUGUCCGUCUUUUCUGGUCAGGUGGACACCCAUGUCGAUAUGGGAUUGCAGGACGAUCCCGCUACGGCAAGGCAACGCAAGCUAGAAAGAGAUGCCAUAGAUUCUGCCCUGAACCGGUGGAAGACGGAAUACUACAAAAGGACCAAAUCGGGCAUCACGGGCGAUCUGGCUCAUGGAAAAAUCGGUGCUUUGCUAUGGCAAUGGCACGAGAUCCUCGCCGAGAAGAUCAGCAAUGAAAUCAAGCUUGCACGGGAGGACGAUGCCACAGGAGGCAAGAUGUCAGCACAACAAAAGUUGCGGGCGGAAUGCACACCCUUUCUUGAGCUGCUACCCGCAGAGAGAGUGGCCGCCGUUACCUCGGUUGCCCUGAUGCAGAUCAUGAGCAAGGUUGGAGCCUCGAAGCCAGCAAAGCUAGUUCGACUGGUCACGGAAUUAGGGCAAGCAAUUGAAACAGAAUACGACGCUACUCGAGUGGCUCGGAAAAGAAAUGCCAUGUUGAAGGCAAAGGAGAGAUUGGCUGAGAAGGCACCUGGCGCUGCCUUUGAAUGGGAUGAAACGCUGGAUACUACCUUGCACAGACGUUCCUCGCACCACGCCGCGACACCCUAUGCAUAUAAGAAGAAUUGGUCGAAGACGAUCCACGCCAAGCUCGGUUCCGUCCUUUGCGAACUGAUGUUCGACACAGCCAAAAUCAUGAUUACUCGAGAGGAUAAAGCAACGGGCAGGAAGGUCUCGAUCGCUCAGCCCGUGUUUCUUCACUCCACCAGCUAUCAGAACGGACGCAGAGUUGGCACUGUUUCCUUACAUGAAGAUUUUGUCAAGAUCCUUGUUUCUGAACCAGCCGAGCACCUGAUCGCAAAACAAUUACCCAUGGUGUGCCCUCCUCGGCCAUGGAAGGGCUUUUACGAUGGCGGCUUCCUGGAAUCGACACAACCAUUCUUGCGCAUCAAGUAUAACGAAACCUCUCAAAAGGAUUAUGGCAAAGCCGCUGCCGAACGUGGUGAUCUGGAUCAGCUCUUCGCUGGUGUUGACAUUCUUGGCCAGACCGGUUGGAGAAUCAACAGGCAGGUUUUCUCUGUGAUGCUGGAGGCGUGGAACAGCGGAGAAGAAAUUGCCAAUCUGCCACCGCUCAACAAAGUAUACCCAGAGGUCGAGAGGCCCGCCGAAAAUGCGCCUCCGAAAGAACGCUGGAAUUGGUUCUUGAAGAUGCGCAUGAUCGACAACGAAAGGAGCGGCAUCCAUUCUAACCGCUGUUUUCAAAACUUCCAGAUGGAAAUCGCCCGGGCUUAUCUCGACGAAACAUUUUACCUUCCGCACAACGUCGACUUCCGUGGACGUGCAUAUCCCAUCCCACCAUAUCUCAACCAGAUGGGUGCCGACAAUGCGCGUGGUCUUCUGCUUUUCGACAAGGGCCGCGAGCUUGGCAGUGACGGUCUUCGCUGGUUGAAAAUCCACCUGGCCAACGUUUACGGGUACGACAAGGCUAGCUUGUCUGACCGGGCGCAAUUUCCCAUGGAUCACAUUGACGAAAUCUACGAUUCGGUGCAGAAUCCACUGAAUGGAAGACGGUGGUGGUUGAGUGCUGAAGAUCCGUGGCAAUGUCUCGCGACCUGCUACGAGCUCGCAAACGCUCUGGAUUCAUCCGAUCCGACAAAGUACGUGUCCAGACUUCCCAUCCACCAGGAUGGCUCCUGCAACGGACUCCAACAUUAUGCCGCCCUCGGUGGCGACAUUGCCGGAGCACGGCAAGUCAAUCUAGAGCCUGGAGACAAACCUGCCGAUGUGUACACCGGUGUUUGCGAGCUGGUGAAAGCUGACAUCAGAGAGGAUGCAGCCAAGGGAGAUUCUCUGGCUAAAAUGCUCGACGGCAGGAUCACCAGGAAAGUGGUGAAGCAAACGGUCAUGACGAACGUGUACGGCGUCACUUUUCUCGGUGCUGUUCGACAAGUUCGAAAACAAGUUGAGGCGUUGAUCCCGGAAGUAUCCGAGGCACGUCUUUCCGGUAAAGCAUCAGCAUAUAUCGCGCGGAAGAUUUUCAAAGGCCUCGGUGCCUUAUUCACCGGAGCGCAUGAGAUCCAGUACUGGCUGGGGGACUGUGCGAAUCGCAUCAGUUCAUCAAUCUCUCCUGCACAGCUGGAGCAGAUGUAUCGGAAAGAGUACGGCGCCCAAUCUGUGCCUGACGAGCGGCCACUGUCACGGAGGAAGAAAGCCAAGAGCAAGGAGAUCCUUGAAUCCGGUAGGUUCCUGUCGACUGUGAUCUGGACCACGCCUCUGAAGCUUCCUGUCGUGCAACCCUACCGCGUGAACAAGGGCAUGAAAAUCCAGACAAAUCUGCAGAACAUCACCUUGGCUCAACCGAGUGUCAACGAUUCCGUCAACAAGCGGAAACAAUUGCAGGCCUUCCCUCCCAACUUCAUCCACUCUCUCGACGCCACGCAUAUGAUUCUCUCCGCCUUGAAGGCCAAUGAGCUCGGCCUGACCUUCUCCGCCGUCCACGACAGUUUCUGGACCCAUGCUGCUGAUGUGAACUCCCUCAGUGAGCUAUUGCGUGAUGCAUUCAUCCGUAUGCACAGUGAAGACAUCAUUGGACGACUCGCCGCCGAGUUCAAGAUGCGAUACGAGGGUCACUACUAUCUGGCUCAAAUCAACAAAUCCAACGCUCUAGGUAAAGCCAUCAUUGCAUAUCGCAAGAAGAUGGUAGAAGAGGGAGUAUUCAAGGCAGGCACAGGCUCCAAGGGCAUUCAACAACGGAGACAUGCCGAGCUGCUACGAGAGAUUCGCAAGAAGAAAUUAAUGGAAAGCCAGGACCCGAAGGAGAGGGAGGAAGGCGAGAAGAUGGAGACCGCCGCCACCCUGUUCGAACAAUACGAUGGGGAGAAGUACUUGGCCAACCGUGACUCGUUGGGUGAAACCGCCAUUGGAGCGGUGCCUGAACCGGCCAAGGAGGAGACAGUGGUCGAAGCGAUCAAUGCCGCCGGGGUUUCCGAUGAUGUCGACCUGGUCAGCACUCUCGAUCCACUGCGGGAGUCCGUCGCCAAUGAGGACGACGUUGACUUUGAAGCCGAAAGUGAUAUUGUCACUUCUACCACGAUAGAAGGCGGUCAAGAAAUCAAUGCCUUUGGCCAGAAGAUCGGAAAGAAGAAUGCGGCUAAAAAGAGCGUCAACAACCAGACUUGGCUGUGGCUACCGCUUAAAUUCCGACCGGUGCCGCAAAAGGGCGAUUUCGACGUGCGACGAUUGAAGGACAGCACCUACUUUUUCUCGUGA
Messenger RNA from Capronia coronata CBS 617.96, 4257 nucleotides. RefSeq lists its product as uncharacterized. The record is from RefSeq and is a predicted model, not a curated record. Lineage: Eukaryota; Fungi; Ascomycota; Eurotiomycetes; Chaetothyriales; Herpotrichiellaceae. Gene Ontology annotation, biological process: mitochondrial transcription. Gene Ontology annotation, molecular function: DNA-directed RNA polymerase activity; mitochondrial promoter sequence-specific DNA binding. Gene Ontology annotation, cellular component: mitochondrial DNA-directed RNA polymerase complex. The transcript has a single exon. The coding region runs from base 1 to 4257 and encodes 1418 amino acids.